CAAGCUCUCCCCCGCCAUGUCUUACUCUACUCUUCUCUAUCCUUCCUUCUUCUCUUCCCCAAACCCUAACCCUAAUGCCCUCCGCUUCUCGCAUUCAUCCAUCUUCCAUUCUUCUCGUCUGAUCUUCUCCGGAUUGCCGAAACUUGGUGCCAAUGUUGUGAAGAAGAGGACUCCAUUGAAUUGCUUUGCGGCGCAGCAGCCGCACAACGAGGGAACACCUUCAAAAGGAUGGGAAUCUUGGAUCCUCCAUGGCGCUAUCUCUCCGGAGAGAAUCCUCAGGGUGAUAGCCGGUGCCACCUCCAGCCCAAUUUGCCAGUUCAUCGAGUCUCCUCGCACCUUCCUCCAUUCUGUCGACCCGAGAAUCAAAUUGAUAUGGCUUUUGGCUCUUGUAAUUUUACCGGCAAGGUCAAAUAUUUACAUACGCUUCGGAUUGGUCGGCUACCUCUCAAUCUUGUCAAUUUCAGUUCUUCCUACUCAAAUUUGGAUGGAUCAACUAGGCAGAGUAGCUCUCCUUUCAGGGAUUUUGUUUGUGAUGCUGGGUUUUGGAACAGACAGUGUGCCGACAUUUCUUCAAUCAAGAACUCCUCCCCCAUCAUUGAUAGGAUUGCCUGGUAUCCCUUCAUCAUUGAGUGGUUAUUCAUAUUUGAUUAUGAAGCUUGGACCACUGCAAUUAACGAGGAAAGGCUUGUCACUAGCUAGUACGUCUGCAUGCCUGUCAUUCACAAUCUUUCAAAGUGCCAGUUUGUGCCUAACAACCACGACUCCGGAGCAACUUGCCUCUGCACUGCGGUGGUUUAUGGUUCCAUUCACAGUUCUUCGUGUUCCAGUUGCUGAGAUAAUACUGACUCUGCUACUGUCACUGAGGUUUAUAAAUUUGGUCUUUGAUGAGGUCCGUAAUGCUGCAUUAGGCAUUGUCGCUCGUCGGAUAAACUGGAAACAAUUGACAGUGAUGGAAUCAUUGGAUGUAUUCUUCAUGUACGCUCAUAGGAUCUUCAAGAACAUUUUUAAUCAUGCUGAGCAAAUUUCUAAGGCAAUGAUAGCCAGAGGCUUUCGUGGCGACAGUGACAAACACAAAGUUUACUUCUUUCACGAUUCUUCAAAUGGAUUUAUCAAUAUCUUGUCCUUGUUUUGCCUCUUUGGUCUGAUAUGUGCUGCCGUUCUUUUAGAGCGCACCUUCAUCUAAUACGAAAAUCACAGUGCUCAUGGUUUUUGCGAGCAUUACAUUUGGUUAUCAGAAGUCUAACCACAAAGUGAAGGCAUUGAUAUCUACAUUCAUCGAAGAAUUACCAUUCAUUUGUUACAAUUUUCCAAAGAGAAUUAGAGCUAUCUUCAUAUACUCGCAAGCUCUCGGAAUUCCAAUAAUGCUGAUUGACAUUUGGGUCCAGGGACUAAAAUCAUGAAGGAAGAAUACCAUGAUCUCUUUUUUCUUCUUCUUGUUUCAUGUUAGUAUAUGUAAUGUGAUAUCUUCAUGUAUGCUGUAUAAUUUUUUAGGUUACAGUGUUUCAGUCUCUGUUAACACCAAACAAAGUCCAAAUGAUGCAAAAUUCUUUCUAACAACAAAGGUGAUCAUUUAUA
This is a messenger RNA of Dioscorea cayenensis subsp. rotundata (Guinea yam), 1575 nucleotides long. Its product is annotated as protein ABCI12, chloroplastic. The record is from RefSeq and is a predicted model, not a curated record. The coding region runs from base 17 to 1183 and encodes 388 amino acids. Lineage: Eukaryota; Viridiplantae; Streptophyta; Magnoliopsida; Dioscoreales; Dioscoreaceae. The transcript has 9 exons. Gene Ontology annotation, cellular component: chloroplast.